AUGCGAGAGCAUAAGUUGUUCGCGAACCACAAGAAGUGUAUAUUCGCAGCGGACAAAAUACCACUUCUUGGCUGCAUCGUGGGUAAAAACGGUGUACGCCCUGAUCGGAUUAAGGAGAUUAGCGACUGGUCUGUGCCAGUCGACGUCAAGGGACUUCGAAAGUUCCUUGGCUUGGCGGCGUACUUGCACAAGUACUCGCGCAACUACGCCGAGAUGACUGUGCAUCUCCUUCGUCUGCUUAAGAAAAACGUGAGGUGUUCAUGGAGUGCCGAGUGUCAGUAA
Molecule: messenger RNA, 282 nt
Organism: Peronospora matthiolae
Lineage: Eukaryota; Oomycota; Peronosporomycetes; Peronosporales; Peronosporaceae
Source: the annotation of a GenBank genome assembly